Messenger RNA from Seriola aureovittata, 2300 nucleotides. RefSeq names its product synembryn-A. The transcript has 14 exons. NCBI's taxonomy places the organism in Eukaryota, Metazoa, Chordata, Actinopteri, Carangiformes, Carangidae. The record is from RefSeq and is a predicted model, not a curated record. Gene Ontology annotation, biological process: G protein-coupled receptor signaling pathway. Gene Ontology annotation, cellular component: cytoplasm; plasma membrane. Bases 199 to 2286 code for a protein of 695 amino acids. Gene Ontology annotation, molecular function: guanyl-nucleotide exchange factor activity; G-protein alpha-subunit binding.
GAGUUAGACUGAGUGAAUGAGUGUGACUGGAAAGCAAGUGAACUGAGCAAAUUCAAAGGCAGAACACAGCAGUCUGCGCAUAGGUGGACUGAGAAACACGGGGUAACAAGCUGCAGUAAAGUUGGAGCGGUGACAGCGCUUUGUGCUGGCAGAGUCUACGGUACAUCACCUGGCUGAUAGUGAAUUGUCCAAGGAAGCAUGGACGUGGACGUGGAGGGGAUUAUCCAUUGCAUCAAGCAGGGGGAUGAGAACGGUGUUCAGACACAGCUGCAGGAGUUCAACAAAGAGUACGCCCAGUGCUUCUUCUUUGAUGCAGAGGAGAGGGACCGAAGGAAACAAAGAAAACUAGAAGAGUUCAGGAAGAAUAAAGUGAGGGAGUACGCUGAUUCUGACUCUGACCUUGAUGAGUACGACCACGAGGAUCGAGGCCUCAUCCUCAGACAGAAUUUAGCUGUUGUCCUGGUGAGGUUUAUAAGAACAGGAGCUAAAUGUCGUCUCUUAAGAGUAUCUCUGCGCACCCUGAGGAUCCUGUCCAGGGACAAAAAGGUCCUGGGGCCCUUGGUGACCGACAGCGCUUUGCUGACUCUGGCCAAACUAGCUGGUUUGACCACAAGUGAUGCCAGUGAUGAAACCAGUGACCCAGACUCUGAUUUCUAUGACAACAUCAUUGCUUCUCUUGCUGAGGCCAAAGUUUUGCAGUGCCACACCAAUGAGGAUGAAGGUGACGCUGAAGCCUAUGACCAAAAUGAAGAGUGCUCUGGCUUUGAUGAGGACACCAAGAGUGACAUCAGCAUCGCCAACAGCGGAGAUCUGGACAGCAUCAGCUGGCUUGGGAGCCACAGGACCAGCAUCAACGAAAUGCACAGAGGCGGUGUCCAUCACAAAGUGCUGGAGCGAGGGAGGAGGGACCGCAGGGAGAGCAAGAUGGAGGGGGAGGAAGAGGAGGAGGACACAGAGUCGGGAGAGGAGGCUCAGAGAAAAGAGGCCAUGAAGGUGUUGUGCAAUGUGGUGUACAACAGCACCUGGGCACAGGAGAGGUUCAGUGGUCUCAGGCUCAUCUGUGGUCUCACUGAGCGUCUAUCCUCAAGCGUCAGUUGCUCUUCUCCCUCCAGUGUUCAGUUCUAUGAACUACGCCUCAUGUUCCUCAUCACUGCACUGCGGCCAGAGCUCAGCACUCAGCUUCAACAGGAGGGUGGGGUGUCCAUCCUCACAGCAGCCAUGGAGAGCUGCCUGGAGGUUCAGUGGAAGGAGCAGUAUGAGUGUGUGCUGCACCCAGCAGCACCACCAAUCUCUCUGGAAGCCUCUCAGCGUAUCAUAGAGAUACUGAAAAUCCUCUUUAAUAUCACCUAUAGCACCCACAGGCAGGAGCCAAGCGAGGAUGAUGCAGCUCUUUACCGACACCUGGUGGCAAUCCUGCGUCUCUGCCUGAUGAGGAAGUGCAUGCUGUCAGACGACACGGAUGAACUGCAGGGUCACACAGUCAACCUGUUGACAGCGCUGCCUCUCCAGUGUCUGGAUGUGCUGCUGAUGGCGCCUCCAGGGCCCAACUCAGAGCAGUGCCAGGGGGUCAACAUGGACUGUGUACACAACCUGCUGAUGUUCAUGGAGAGACGUCUGGAGUCGGGUGAUAAGAUCAAAGAGAAGCUCACACCUAUACUCAAUCUUCUGACAGAGAGCUGCAGGGCCCACAGAGAAACUCGCCACUACAUCAGGAAACAUAUCCUGCCCCCUCUGACGGAUGUAUCACACAGGCCGGAGGAAGGCUCCACAGUGAAGAGUCGUCUGAUCCGUCUCAUGACUCAUCUGGAUACAGACCUCAAACACUGUGCUGCCGACCUCAUCUUUGUCCUCUGCAAGGAAAAUGUGAGGCGUUUUGUCAAGUACACAGGUUACGGUAACGCGGCCGGCCUGCUGGCCACCAGGGGUUUGCUGGGCGGCCAGGGGUCCAGGACUUCCAGCUCUGACGCCCAGUACUCCAGCGACUCUGACUCUGACACUGAAGAGUACCGGCAGGUCAAAGAUCGCAUCAACCCGGUGACGGGGCGGGUGGAGGCAGAGCAUUCAGACCCCAUGGAGGGCAUGACGGAGGAGGAGAAGGAGGAGGAGGCCAGGAGACUGAUCAUGCUCUUUAACAAGCUGUCGAGGGACAGCAUCAUCCAGCCGAUGGGAGUGGAUUCAGAGGGGAAGCUGGUCUCAGUGUCGGGACUGAGGGAAAAUUCCCUCACUGAAGAGGGGAGGUCUGAGUCAGAGAAUGACGCAGAAGCAGAGGAAGGAGAGAAGAACUGAAACCUGUCAAAUCC